Molecule: messenger RNA, 1824 nt
Organism: Cyphellophora attinorum
Lineage: Eukaryota; Fungi; Ascomycota; Eurotiomycetes; Chaetothyriales; Cyphellophoraceae
Product: ATP-dependent RNA helicase dbp9
Exons: 1
Coding region: 1-1824 (607 amino acids)
Cellular component (GO): nucleolus
Molecular function (GO): nucleic acid binding; RNA helicase activity; ATP binding
Source: RefSeq, a predicted model, not a curated record
AUGAAGCGGAAGCUGGACGAGAACGAUGCUCCAACGAUAGAAGUCGCUGCCGGCUCAUCCUCUCAGACACCGAGCACGACCACAUUCGAGACGUACAAACUUGACCCCCGACUUCUGCAAUCAAUUUCGAAGGCAGGAUAUUCAGAACCAACAGCAAUUCAGGCGCAAGCCAUAUCAUUGGCACUACAGGGCAAAGAUGUCCUCGCCCAGUCCAAGACCGGGUCCGGCAAGACAGCUGCAUAUGUGAUACCCAUACUUCAGUCUAUAUUGCACCGGAAGUCAACACACCCGGCGAAAAGCAGCUCAAUAUCAACAUUGGUCCUUGUUCCAACCAGGGAACUAGCUGAUCAGGUCCAGAAGGUCUUCUUAGCUUUGUCUGCACAGUGCUCGAAAGAUGUACGGUCCAUAAACCUGGCUCAACGGGUUUCAGAUGCAGUGCUGAAUGCGCUGCUGUCAGACACGCCUGAUAUCGUCGUUGCAACGCCCGGAAGAGCCAACCAAUUCCUGUCCGCGGGCAAGCUAUCUAUCGACCAAGUCAGCCAUUUCGUGAUAGACGAAGCGGACCUAGUCCUGUCAUAUGGCUACGAAGACGACAUCAAGGCGAUCGCUGCCACCAUUCCUCGCUCAGCCCAAGCUUUCCUGAUGAGCGCGACUCUCACUUCCGAUAUCGAUGCGCUCAAGCAGACCCUCACAAGAGAUCCCGUUACAGUCAAGAUACAAACGGAGGAAGAACCUACAGAGACCAUGACUCAAUAUGUCGUGAAAUGCGCGGAGGAUGAGAAAUUUCUGCUUGUGUUUGUGAUAUUCAAACUACGACUAGUCCGAGGCAAAACGAUCAUAUUCGUGGACGAUGUCGACCGCAGCUACCGGCUGAAGCUCUACCUCGAACAAUUCGGCAUCAAGUCCUGCAUCUUGAACUCGGAGCUGCCAGUGAACUCCCGCUUGCAUGUCGUGCAAGAGUUCAACAAGGGUUUGUACAACAUCCUGAUCGCAGCUGACGACCAAGAAGUGCUCGGCGGCGUCCACAAGCCUCAGAAGCGCAUUGUUGAGGUAGCCAAUGGAGAAGCCGAGCUAUCGUCUGACGAAGACGAACCACAAAAGCCAACCAAGGCCGCGAAGACCACAUCCCGAGACUACGGUGUGUCACGAGGCAUCGACUUCCAAAACGUCUCCUGCGUCCUCAACUUCGACCUACCACACACCUCCAAAUCCUACACCCACCGCAUCGGUCGAACCGCCCGAGCCGGCAAGGCCGGUAUGGCGCUGUCCUUCGUGAUUCCCGCCGAGCACUACAAAAAGCACAAACCCACAUCGAUCUCUUCAGCAAAGCACGACGAAAAAGUGCUCGCCAAGAUACUCACCAAACAAGCCAAACUCGACCGCGAAGUCAAGGACUACAAGUUCGACAUGGCCCAAGUCGACGCCUUCCGCUAUCGCGUCAACGACGCCAUCCGCGCCGUGACGAGACUCGCCAUUCGGGAAGCGCGGGCGCGGGAGAUCAAAGAUGAGCUGGUGAAGAGCGACAAGCUGCGCAAGCAUUUCGAGGAGAACCCGGAUGACUUACGGCACUUGCGGCAUGAUAACGAGAGCGGGAAGACGAGAGUGCAGGGCCAUCUGAAGCAUGUGCCGGACUACCUUCUGCCGGCGGCGGCGAGGCAGGGUAAGCCGUUGAAUGUAGGGUUCGUGGGGUUGCACAAGAAGCCGAGGACUGAUGGUAAGGGUGGAAAGGCUCGAAGAGGCGGAAGUGGCGGUGGUCGUGGUGGUUUCAAGAAGGGAGUCGGGGCGAGGAGGGUCGACCCUUUGAAGAGCUUCAAGCGAAGGUAG